CCUGCAGUCACAAACAAAACAAGAGGUCAAAGAGCACCGGCGGACUAUGAAACAUAAGGACUCGAACCUCACUUUCACUUUCCAUACUUAAUCUUGAUGUUAUUCCAGUUACAACAACACAGUUUUAAAGAGUGCAAGGGAUGUGGUCAACAUAGAGUGAGCUCACCUGGGGACAAGUGAACUUGUGGCAACACGACUCAGUACAAGGCACAGACUACAUGGAAGUUGUGUGUCAAGCGAGCGGAAUACGCGUACGCGCUCAUGCGUAACCGAGUGGCGUCAAGCUGAUUCGGUGGACUCACCCACUGUCCGCAGCCUCUGUUCGCGAUACAGCCAUGGUGGGACACUUCCUCGAUUCCCGGUAUCUACACCGGUACCCCUGCUACUGCGGUCUCAUAUGUUGUCAACAAGAUAAAUGGUAUUUUCGCAGUCACCUCGCCGACAAGCGGUCCGCUGCGAAGUGUGAUCUCCACCCUUCCAACAGGCAUUCAGAAAACAAAUCAAGCGCACACUGCCACUGCCUCGCCAGUCAUUGCGGAAGUUGCUUCAACGAAACAAGUCUCAGUUUUAAAGACGAUCGGGAGCUUCCAUGAGAGUAGAUGAUGCCGCAGGAGUUCAGUGGCACAUUCACCCCCCUGGUGGUGCUGGAGCUGGCUCCGGACGUGAAGGAGGAGGCCGUUACAUGGCUACUUCGUAGGAUACGAGACUCUCAACAAAAUGGAGGUGCUGAGCUGCUAAUCGAGCAACUGAGUUUGGGAUUUGAUGCUGAUAAGAAGGAAAACCCAAACCUGUUUGUGGUGGGGGCGUCUUGGAGUCGGCUUCUUUCUGGGGCUGAGGAAGCAGGUCUCUUCAAGGAAUUCAAUGACGGAUCUAUGAGGGGCUUCACAUGCGCAAACAAGAACAACUUCAAAAACUUUCAUGGAGAGGGCGACGGCUUCCUCAGCAUGGCUGAGUGUCAGUACAUCAUUAAACAUGAGCUGGACACUUUAAGAGCCAAAGAUGAGACUCACGUUCCAGGUCAUGUGGAGGCGAAACUCUACCCGGGGAAAUCUAUCGUUCGCAGAUUGCAAUCCAAAGGUCUGCUGAUCCAAAUCUUCCCACUGCAUGAAAAAGAAGAACUUAAAAGGCUUUGUUUCUCCUGGUACAAAAAAGUGCGCUUCUCCUUCCAGCCUCUUGAUAGCAUCAGACACUAUUUUGGCGAGAGUCAGGCCCUGUACUUCGGUUUUUUGGAGUACUUCACGUUGGCCUUGAUGCCUAUGGCUCUCAUUGGUGUGCCUUACUAUCUGUUUGACUGGGAGGAUUACGACAAAUAUGUGGUCUUUGCUGUUUUUAACCUCAUCUGGUGCACGGUUAUUCUGGAGCUAUGGAAGCGUUCGUGUGCCUCGCUGGCUUACAGCUGGGGAACACUGUGCAGAAAAAAGGCCUUUGAAGAACCACGUCCUGGAUUCCAUGGCGUCCUUGGGUUUAACCCUGUGACUGGACGUGAGGAGCCACAGUACCCCAACGCCAAGAGGCAACUCCGCAUCUACCUGGUGUCUCUGCCCUUCGUCCUGAUCUGCCUUUACCUUUCCCUCUUUGUUAUGAUGGUCUACUUCCGAAUGGAGGGUUUCGUUCUGAUGAUUCAUGACCAGGAGCCCACCUUCUGGACGGGAAUCCUGGUUUUCAUCCCCAGUAUUAUCUAUGCAGUGGUCAUUGAGGUCAUGAACCUAAUCUAUAGAUAUGCUGCUGAGUUCCUGACGGAGUGGGAGAAUCACAGGCUGGAAUCAUCAUAUCAGAACCAUUUGAUCCUCAAAGUUCUUGUCUUCAACUUCUUCAACUGUUUUGCUUCGCUGUUCUACAUUGCCUUUUUAAUGCAAGACAUGGCGUUGUUGCGGCAGAGUCUGGCCACGCUGCUGAUCACCAGUCAGAUCUUGAACCAGUUUAUGGAGGCUUUCUUGCCCUACUGGCUCCAGAGGAGGCGAAACAAGAAGAUGAUCCACAAAGUCAAAAAGAAGAGAACCAUGACGGACAAUGAGUUAACUCUGGCAGAGCAGGUCCGUCUGGAGGCUGAUAUGAGCACGUACUUGGGAACAUUCGACGACUACCUGGAACUGUUCCUGCUGUUCGGCUACGUCAGCCUCUUUUCCUGCGUCUACCCUCUGGCUGCUGUGUUGGUGGUGUUGAACAACAUCACAGAGGUUUACUCCGACGCCUUCAAGAUGUGUCGGGUGUUCAAACGACCCUUCUCUGAGCCCGCUGCCAACAUUGGAGUCUGGCAGCUGGCCUUCGAAACCAUGAGUGUUAUCGCUGUGGUGACCAACUGUGCACUCAUCGGCAUGUCCCCACAAGUCAAGGCUUACUUCACAGACUCGGAAAUGCAGCUCAUCCUCUGGACAGUGGCGAUUGAGCACGGACUUCUGGCCUUCAAAUUCAUCCUGACCUUCCUCAUCCCAGAUGUUCCCAAACACAUCCAGAUCAAACUCUCCCGUCUUGAGUUCGAGUCCUUGGAGGCCUUGAAGAAAAAGAAAAUGCUUGAAGCUUCGGAAAGCAGGUAGAUCAUCCAGCGAGGAGAAAAGAGGUGGCUUCAUCUGCUGACCCGAUGAAAAGCUUUAACGUGUCACCCACCCUGCGCAGGCACUUUCCUUGGUGGCUUGUUUCUUGAAUGCUGGACUUCAUGGCACUCUGUAGCAAAACUUGUGACACUUUGGUCAUGCUGGCUUCAACUUGUACUGUAGUUUGGGCACGAGCAGCAAAGCAGUGAUGACCUUCACCCCGGAGGUCACACCAACGAUCAGCACGUACCCACCUGUAUACUACCACUGUAUAUUCCCUGCUCUGGGAUUGAGAACAAAUGUUAGUGGCCAUUCUGUAUUCAGAGGCUUUUACACGUUAUUGGCUGCAGACGUUGAGAGGAAGUGAUGCAGCAGGAGUGGAGCGAUGGGACUGACCAAACGGGCCGUCCCACUGUGUUGAUCUGGAAAACCAAGUCUUUUUCUUCAAAAGUGACGACAUUAAGCAUUUUGUGCUGAAUCAUUGUUUUUAUUUUGGCAGUGACUGGACCAUCUACUGUUUCUACCUUCAGUUAAGGUCCGUGGACAAGUUAAAACAGUAGAACCAAAGGGCCUAUUAUCAAUAACAAAUUUGCUGAGUUGAAUUGCAGGAACCUGAGGGAGAAAAGUGUCUUAUCUGUUGACUAUUAGGUGAGAGAAAUAAAUGCCAGGGUCAAAAAAUACUCAUCUGUGGAUGUCUCUGUGUCAUUUUUCAUCCUUGCCUCUGCAUUUAGACUGAGACGCCUCCGUCCCUGUUCAACAUUCAGCAUAUGUAUGUGUGAGUUAAUGAUCAGUGCUGAAAUCGGUCUGACAAAAGCUGGUGUCUCAUACUGCAGAACUGCUGU
Messenger RNA from Synchiropus splendidus (mandarinfish), 3373 nucleotides. RefSeq names its product anoctamin 10a (gene ano10a). Gene Ontology annotation, biological process: chloride transmembrane transport. The record is from RefSeq and is a predicted model, not a curated record. Bases 600 to 2534 code for a protein of 644 amino acids. Gene Ontology annotation, cellular component: plasma membrane. The transcript is spliced from 14 exons. Gene Ontology annotation, molecular function: chloride channel activity. Lineage: Eukaryota; Metazoa; Chordata; Actinopteri; Syngnathiformes; Callionymidae.